Prunus avium (sweet cherry) is the source of this 1347-nucleotide messenger RNA. RefSeq lists its product as uncharacterized. Lineage: Eukaryota; Viridiplantae; Streptophyta; Magnoliopsida; Rosales; Rosaceae. The record is from RefSeq and is a predicted model, not a curated record.
AUGUGUAAUGGAAAUUUCAUGAAUAAAGAUCCUGAUGAUGCAUUUGAUUUCAUUGAUGAAAUCACAGAAAAAUCUCAAAAUUGGACACCUUCCGAAAGUUCUCACAUCAUUGUCCAAAAGACCAAAGUUUCUGCCAACGCUUCUGGUAACGGUAUUGAUCGGCUUAAAGAGGAAGAUGGUCUUAAAGCUCAAAUAGCAAAAAUAGCUAGGGAAGUUGAAACUUUGAACUCUAAACUGCUACAUGGAAUUAAUUCAGUUUCAAGCGAAGAAAAAUUUAAUAUUUGUGAAAUUUGCGAGGUCAUAGGACAUGCAACAAAAGAGUGUCCAACACUCCCAGUUUUCAGAAACAUGUUGCAUGAUCACGCAAACUACAUAAAUCAAUUCAAAAAAUCUUCAUUGUCACCUUGUUCUGAAACUUAUAACCCACAAUGGAAAAAUCAUCCAAAUUUUAGUUGGAAAAAUAAUUUUAAUGAUAAUGUCCCAAAAAAGGAGCCUAAUUUUUCUUCUUAUUCUCCACAGAUGCAAGGACAAUCUUCACAAUUACAAAGUUUGGAAGGUGUGUUGAAGCAAUUCAUGCAGAGGCAGAAUGCUACUAACAAAAGAACUGCACAAGCAAUUGGUGAGAUUAAGAAUAUUCUUUCGAAACUAACUUCUGCAUUAUCAGUUGAUGAGGAAGGCAAGUUUCCUGCUCAAACUCAACCUAAUCUUGUUGGACAAUUUGAGGUAAACAUUCCUUCGAAUUCAUUCUCUUUGCCUGAUAAUAAGCAUGAUCAAGUUAAAGUUGUCACUACUCCGCAAAGUAGAAGAAUAAUUGGGCUAGAAAAUUCAACAAAUGUUGAAAAAGAAAAGAAUUUUGAAAUACCAAAGAAUAGUGAAGAUAAUAUUAAAGAAAAUAAUUAUGGAAUUUUGAAAUAUCCUUCUUUUGUCCCUUUUCCACAAGCACUUAAGGCAGUUAAGAAAGACUUAAAUUCUGAAAUUUUGGAGGUUUUUAAACAAGUGAAAAUCAAUAUCCCUCUUUUGGAUACUAUCAAACAAAUUCCUUCAUAUGCAAAAUUUUUAAAGGAUUUAUGCACUGUAAAAAGAAAGCACAAUGUUCAAAAGACCGCAUUUUUAACUGAAAAUGUAAGUGCAAUUAUUCAAACUAAUACUCCACCCAAGUAUAAAGAUCCAGGUUGUCCCACAAUUUCAUGUGUUGUUGGGAAUUUUUAUGUUGAGCAUGCUUUAUUAGAUUUGGGUGCUAGUGUAAAUUUGAUGCUUUACUCGGUUUAUAAGCAAUUGGGUCUUGGUGAAUUAAAACCCACCUCUGUAACAUUGCAAUUGGCUGAUCGUUCAGUAAAAAUUCCAUGA